Messenger RNA from Callithrix jacchus (white-tufted-ear marmoset), 12359 nucleotides. It is a transcript of the gene TANC2, whose product is annotated as tetratricopeptide repeat, ankyrin repeat and coiled-coil containing 2. Gene Ontology annotation, cellular component: dendritic spine. NCBI's taxonomy places the organism in Eukaryota, Metazoa, Chordata, Mammalia, Primates, Cebidae. Gene Ontology annotation, molecular function: protein binding. The record is from RefSeq and is a predicted model, not a curated record. Gene Ontology annotation, biological process: regulation of dendritic spine morphogenesis.
ACACUUAACAAUACAUUAUGGAGAUACUGCAGACCUGAAUUAGCUUUCUAAAGUAUUGUUACCCUUUUAAAUUACCUCAACUGCAUUUUUUUUGUUGAUGUCUACUAAGUAACUGUUUUGCAAUGUACAUUCAUAUAGCUCUGAUUCAAAAAUCCAGUAGAGUAAAAUAUGAGAAGGAAACAGUGAGAGGAGUUUACAGCUUUAAGGCACGAGAAGCUUACAGCUUUUUAAUAUAAAUUGUUCCCAGAAUCCAUGUCACAGAUCCUUACAUGGUGCUGCUUUUUUCCUCUUGGUUGCUAUGACAACAGCAGCACUGCACCAUUCAUCAGCUCUGGACCUGGGCUGCACUGCUAGCCUUCCUUGUUACUCCUGAAUGUUAAGAAGAACAUCCGUGAAUCAUUCACUGUGUUAACGCUGCGCCAUUAGAAAACUAAGAACCAGUUCUUCUAGUAAUUUGCUGUCACAGAAGGGUAAACUAAACUGCGCCACAGAGAAAAAUUGUGUAAAAAUAUUUCUUUUUUCCUAAUGGAAUCAUACAACCUGUAUUUGCUGCAGUAUUCUGAAAGGAUAAGCUAAUGUCAAGCAAUCUAAUGAAAAGAACUCGUCUGUGUAAUCUCCUGAAGUCAUUAGUUGUUCAAAAGAGAACACCACAGUGCUUCUCUGGAUAUAAAAAGAAGCAGGUGAUGUUGUUAGGGGUUCUAAACCCCUCUGGGAGCAUCUCUUGUGUUUUGGGACCAUAAUCAACAUCUGCUAUAAGAAGUAUCACCUGUAAUGCACCCCCCUCUGAGGAAGGCAAAGUUUGUUGAGAGCCCACGAAUUCCAGAAUCCGAGCUUGGCUCACCAACCCUCACUUCAGCUCAGAAACUGGACGUGGAUGCAUACUGUCCUGGUGAUGCUGAACAAGAGCUUGGCCCCCCUCCAUCUGUAGAUGAGGCAGCAAACACACUCAUGACUCGUCUGGGUUUCCUCCUUGGAGAGAAAGUCACAGAAGUUCAGCCAGGUGACCAAUACAGCAUGGAAGUACAGGAUGAAAAUCAGACCUCAGCAAUCACCCAGCGGAUAAGUCCCUGUUCCACCCUGACUAGCAGCACUGCCUCUCCACCAGCCAGUAGCCCCUGUUCUACACUCCCACCCAUCAGUACAAAUGCAACUGCCAAGGAUUGCAGCUAUGGGGCUGUUACUAGUCCAACUUCUACCCUUGAAAGCAGAGAUAGUGGCAUCAUUGCUACAUUAACAAGCUAUUCUGAAAACAUGGAACGUACAAAAUAUGCUGGGGAAAGCAGUAAAGAAUUAGGAUCUGGAGGAAACAUAAAACCUUGGCAAUCUCAAAAAUCCAGCAUGGACUCCUGUUUGUAUCGAGUAGAUGAAAACAUGACUGCUUCCACCUACAGUCUGAAUAAGAUCCCAGAGAGAAAUUUGGAAACAGUGUUAUCUCAAUCAGUACAGUCUAUUCCUUUGUAUCUCAUGCCAAGGCCAAAUUCAGUAGCAGCCACGAGCUCUGCCCACUUGGAAGACCUUGCUUACCUGGAUGAGCAGAGACAUACACCUUUGAGAACUUCUCUACGAAUGCCAAGACAGAGUAUGGGUGGUGCUCGCACACAGCAGGAUUUAAGAGUUCGCUUUGCACCUUAUAGGCCUCCAGAUAUCUCCUUGAAGCCUCUGCUCUUUGAAGUGCCCAGCAUCACUACAGAGUCAGUGUUUGUUGGCCGAGAUUGGGUUUUCCACGAAAUAGAUGCUCAACUUCAAAGUUCAAAUACCAGCGUGAACCAAGGAGUAGUGAUUGUGGGAAACAUUGGCUUUGGCAAAACUGCCAUCAUCUCCAGACUGGUGGCCCUCAGCUGCCAUGGUACAAGGAUGAGACAGAUCGCCUCAGACAGCCCACAUGCCUCCCCCAAACAUGUGGAUGCCAACAGAGAGCUGCCACUCACACAGCCACCUUCAGCCCACUCAUCUAUCACCAGUGGAAGCUGCCCAGGAACCCCAGAAAUGCGCAGGCGGCAGGAGGAGGCAAUGCGAAGACUAGCCUCACAGGUGGUUGCCUAUCACUAUUGUCAAGCAGAUAAUGCCUAUACCUGCUUGGUGCCAGAAUUUGUCCACAAUGUUGCUGCCUUGCUCUGCCGCUCACCUCAGCUGACAGCCUAUCGGGAGCAGCUUCUUCGGGAACCUCACCUGCAGAGCAUGCUGAGUCUUCGGUCCUGUGUUCAAGACCCCAUGGCCUCCUUCCGGAGGGGAGUCCUGGAGCCACUGGAGAAUCUCCAUAAAGAGAGAAAAAUCCCAGAUGAAGAUUUCAUCAUUUUAAUUGAUGGAUUAAAUGAAGCAGAAUUUCACAAACCGGAUUAUGGGGAUACAAUUGUAUCGUUUCUGAGUAAAAUGAUUGGAAAGUUUCCUUCUUGGCUCAAACUAAUUGUAACAGUUAGGACCAGUUUACAGGAAAUUACCAAGCUGCUGCCUUUCCAUAGGAUUUUUUUGGAUCGACUAGAAGAGAAUGAAGCCAUAGACCAGGACCUGCAGGCUUACAUCCUGCACCGGAUACACAGCAGCUCAGAGAUCCAGAAUAACAUUUCACUAAAUGGCAAAAUGGACAAUACUACAUUUGGCAAACUCAGUUCUCAUCUCAAGACCCUCAGUCAAGGGUCCUAUCUAUAUCUGAAACUCACAUUUGACCUCAUAGAGAAAGGCUAUCUAGUGUUAAAGAGCUCUAGCUACAAAGUAGUUCCAGUUUCACUCUCAGAGGUUUAUUUACUCCAAUGCAAUAUGAAGUUCCCAACCCAGUCUUCCUUUGACCGGGUGAUGCCUCUCCUGAAUGUGGCAGUGGCCUCUCUCCACCCACUGACUGAUGAGCAUAUCUUCCAGGCCAUCAAUGCUGGGAGCAUUGAAGGCACACUAGAAUGGGAGGAUUUUCAGCAGAGAAUGGAGAACCUCUCCAUGUUCCUAAUCAAGCGCAGAGACAUGACUCGCAUGUUUGUACAUCCUUCUUUUCGAGAAUGGCUUAUCUGGAGAGAAGAAGGAGAGAAAACCAAAUUUCUCUGUGAUCCCAGGAGUGGUCACACAUUACUUGCCUUCUGGUUUUCCCGCCAAGAGGGAAAACUAAACCGACAGCAGACUAUUGAACUGGGACAUCACAUCCUCAAAGCACACAUUUUUAAGGGUUUGAGUAAAAAAGUUGGUGUAUCAUCCUCCAUCCUCCAAGGUCUCUGGAUCUCCUAUAGCACAGAAGGUCUUUCUAUGGCACUGGCAUCUUUACGAAAUCUCUAUACUCCAAAUAUAAAGGUUAGCCGACUGCUGAUUUUGGGAGGUGCCAAUAUUAAUUACCGGACAGAGGUUUUAAAUAAUGCUCCAAUUCUAUGUGUUCAGUCCCAUCUUGGUUACACAGAAAUGGUAGCCCUGCUACUGGAGUUCGGGGCCAACGUGGAUGCCUCUUCUGAAAGUGGCCUGACUCCGCUGGGAUAUGCUGCAGCAGCAGGGUACCUGAGCAUUGUGGUGCUGCUGUGCAAGAAACGGGCCAAGGUGGAUCAUUUGGAUAAGAAUGGGCAAUGUGCUUUGGUUCAUGCUGCACUCCGAGGUCAUCUGGAGGUUGUCAAGUUUUUGAUUCAGUGUGACUGGACAAUGGCCGGCCAGCAGCAAGGAGUGUUUAAGAAGAGCCAUGCCAUCCAACAGGCCCUCAUUGCUGCAGCCAGCAUGGGUUACACUGAGAUUGUCUCCUACCUACUUGAUCUUCCAGAAAAAGAUGAAGAGGAAGUAGAGCGAGCACAGAUCAACAGCUUUGACAGUCUCUGGGGAGAGACAGCCCUAACAGCUGCAGCCGGAAGGGGCAAACUGGAGGUGUGCCGUCUGCUCUUGGAACAAGGGGCGGCAGUGGCCCAGCCAAACCGCCGAGGGGCAGUGCCGCUAUUCAGCACAGUGCGCCAGGGCCACUGGCAGAUUGUUGAUCUUUUACUUACCCAUGGAGCUGAUGUCAACAUGGCAGACAAGCAGGGCCGCACUCCCCUGAUGAUGGCUGCCUCCGAAGGCCAUCUAGGAACUGUGGACUUCCUACUUGCACAAGGUGCCUCCAUUGCUCUCAUGGACAAAGAAGGAUUGACAGCCCUCAGCUGGGCUUGUUUGAAGGGCCAUCUCUCAGUAGUACGUUCUCUGGUGGAUAACGGAGCUGCCACAGACCAUGCUGACAAGAACGGCCGUACCCCACUGGAUCUGGCAGCUUUCUAUGGUGAUGCUGAGGUGGUCCAAUUCCUGGUAGAUCAUGGGGCCAUGAUCGAGCAUGUUGACUACAGUGGAAUGCGCCCUUUGGAUAGGGCCGUGGGGUGCCGGAACACCUCUGUGGUUGUCACUCUUCUGAAGAAAGGAGCCAAGAUAGGUUGUCAGACGUUACCGAGUCGCCCACGAGGUCCAGCCACAUGGGCGAUGGCCACCUCCAAGCCAGACAUCAUGAUCAUCCUGUUGAGCAAGCUGAUGGAAGAGGGGGACAUGUUUUAUAAGAAAGGUAAAGUAAAGGAAGCUGCCCAGCGCUACCAGUACGCCCUGAAGAAGUUCCCUAGAGAAGGGUUUGGUGAGGACUUGAAAACUUUCCGGGAACUAAAGGUGUCUCUUCUCCUCAACCUCUCUCGGUGUCGCAGGAAAAUGAACGAUUUUGGAAUGGCGGAGGAAUUUGCUACUAAGGCCCUGGAGCUGAAACCGAAAUCUUAUGAAGCUUACUAUGCGAGAGCAAGGGCAAAACGCAGCAGCAGACAGUUUGCAGCAGCCUUAGAGGACCUGAACGAGGCCAUCAAGCUGUGUCCAAACAACCGUGAGAUCCAGAGACUUCUGAUGAGAGUGGAAGAAGAGUGUAGACAGAUGCAGCAGCCACAGCAGCCGCAGCCGCCACCGCCGCAGCCGCAGCCACAGCCUCAGCAACAGUUGCCGGAAGAAGCAGAACCUGAACCACAGCAUGAAGACAUAUACUCUGUACAGGAUAUAUUUGAGGAGGAGUACCUAGAACAGGAUGUUGAAAAUGUUUCCAUUGGCCUCCAGACAGAGGCCCGGCCCAGCCAGGGGCUCCCAGUCAUCCAGAGCCCACCCUCUUCUCCCCCGCAUCGGGACACAGCCUACAUCUCCAGCUCCCCUCUUGGCUCUCAUCAGGUUUUUGACUUCCGGUCCAGUAGUUCUGUAGGCUCUCCCACUAGACAGAGCUAUCAGUCCACCUCACCUGCCCUUUCUCCAACUCAUCAGAACUCACAUUAUAGGCCUAGCCCACCGCAUACUUCCCCAGCUCAUCAGGGAGGAUCUUACCGCUUCAGCCCCCCUCCUGUGGGAGGGCAGGGCAAAGAAUACCCAAGCCCUCCCCCUUCUCCUCUCCGGAGAGGCCCUCAGUAUCGGGCCAGCCCCCCAGCCGAAAGUAUGAGUGUCUAUAGAUCCCAAUCUGGUUCACCCGUGCGCUAUCAGCAGGAAACAAACGUCAGUCAGCUUCCUGGCAGACCCAAAUCUCCAUUAUCCAAAAUGGCCCAGCGGCCCUACCAGAUGCCUCAGCUCCCUGUGGCAGUUCCCCAGCAAGGGCUCAGGCUACAGCCUGCGAAGGCCCAGAUUGUGAGAAGUAACCAGCCCAGCCCAGCCGUCCAUUCAAGCACUGUCAUCCCCACUGGAGCCUACGGCCAAGUAGCCCAUUCAAUGGCGGGUAAAUACCAGUCUUCACAAGGAGACAUAGGAGUCAGCCAGAGCCGGCUGGUUUAUCAAGGGUCAAUCGGGGGAAUUGUAGGGGAUGGGAGGCCGGUGCAGCAUGUCCAAGCCAGCCUGAGUGCAGGCGCCAUCUGUCAGCAUGGAGGGUUGACCAAAGAGGAUCUUCCACAGCGACCUUCCUCAGCAUACCGAGGUGGCGUGAGAUACAGCCAGACACCACAGAUCGGACGCAGCCAGUCAGCAUCCUAUUACCCAGUCUGUCACUCAAAACUAGACCUGGAGCGUUCCUCCAGCCAACUAGGUUCCCCUGAUGUGUCACAUUUAAUCAGAAGACCUAUUAGCAUCAACCCUAAUGAAAUCAAACCCCACCCACCAACUCCCAGGCCGUUGCUGCACUCCCAAAGUGUAGGCCUUCGCUUCUCUCCAUCUAGCAAUAGUAUCUCCUCCACCUCCAACCUAACUCCGACCUUCCGGCCAUCUUCUUCCAUCCAGCAAAUGGAGAUCCCACUGAAACCGGCGUACGAGAGGUCAUGUGAUGAGCUGUCGCCAGUGUCUCCCACUCAAGGAGGUUACCCCAGUGAGCCCACCCGAUCCAGGACCACACCAUUCAUGGGGAUCAUAGAUAAAACAGCACGGACUCAGCAGUACCCCCACCUCCACCAGCAGAAUCGGACCUGGGCAGUGUCGUCCGUGGAUACCGUCCUGAGUCCCACAUCUCCAGGCAACCUGCCUCAGCCCGAGUCCUUCAGUCCACCAUCAUCCAUCAGCAACAUUGCCUUUUAUAACAAAACCAACAAUGCACAGAAUGGCCAUUUGCUGGAGGACGAUUAUUACAGCCCCCAUGGGAUGCUGGCUAACGGGUCUCGCGGAGACCUCUUAGAGCGAGUCAGCCAGGCCUCCUCCUAUCCCGAUGUGAAGGUAGCUCGGACUCUACCUGUGGCUCAGGCAUACCAGGACAACCUGUACAGGCAGCUGUCCCGAGACUCUCGGCAAGGGCAGACAUCCCCUAUCAAACCAAAGAGACCAUUUGUGGAGUCUAAUGUUUAAAAGACGUUUUGUUGGAGUGAGACCCGUAUGUUUUCACUGCACAUUUUCAGGCUUGGUUUCCACAUUUGAGGUAGUUCUCUGGCUUAAUUUCUCAUGUAGUUUCUGUGUGGUGAUCAGAGGUGGCAGCCCACAUGCUGAAAUCAUUUGCAUGCAGCCGACUGGGAAGCUGGCCUCCAGUGAGCCAGGACUUCAGUUUCUCUUGUCUGUGCCCAGCCACAUGCUCUCCCUCUCUUCAGAUGCCAACGAGGAGAUUUUUGUGCCGUGUGCUUUAACCCAGGGAGAUCACACUGGUCAGCUUUUUCCAGGAGACAAUCGCUUUCACUGAUGAUGUUGUGUACAUGUCUUUUUCCUUUUUUAAAAAAAUAAGGUGUUCUUGUUUGUUUUAUUCUAGAAACUUUAGAAAAUAGCGUGUUGCCCCUUUGCCUUCGCAUUCUUAGCCAGUGGCACCCACAGUCAGCUGCAGCGCAUUCUCCCCAGACCGCCAGCUCUACUAAUGCAGCCACCAGGUCUACAGUGUGCAUUAGGAAGAUUGCUGGUCUUUCUAGAGGGGGUAAAAGGAUGAGAGAGAGAAAAGAAGUCAGUCUGCUAAACUGGAAGAAACCCCCAAUAUAAGUAUGUGAAAUGUCACUACAUUGAUUUUCCAAGAGGCAUUUUAGGAACAUUUAAAAAACCAGCCCUUUAAAUAUUGCAGUCAGCCAAGGAAAUUAGAUGAGAAUUGUGGCUCUUUUAAGGGAAUUCACUGAGAGUUAUUCUCUAGGUUUUCAGCCAACAAUUAACCACUAAAAGCUGCUGCUUUUUCAGGGUAGGGGAGGGAAUAAAUACAUAGAAAAACAAAAAGGAUUGUUCUGGAUUCUUGGUGAAAGGCUAUGAGAAGUCCGUCCUGGUGACAUAUACUUUUUAGAUCCUGAUACAUCACUGUCAUUCUCCACAAAAAGGAAACUCUUCCCGAGGCUGGCUGGUGCGACAGUCUCGUUAGCUGGAUCUUCACCUAGAGCCAGAUUUUGUUCUUCUGGCCCUCUGUCUUUCAACCCAGGUGGUAUCAUACAAAAAUUCUUUCUUUCAGAAGCAGAUCGGAAUCUCUUGGGACCAAAAGACUGAUUCCCAGUGUUUCCACCCAGGGCCAGGCCAGUCGUUAGCCAUCUAAUUCCGUUUUGAGGUGUGUGGUUUCGUUAUCUAUUAUUACAGGAACUGUUUCCUUUCUUCUUCUAGGAGUAUUUAUGAGUGUGAUAUUUUAAAGUCAGAGACAGCAAAAAAGUGUUUCGGGGUGAAGAAAGACCGCUUUCAGCCCAUUUUCUAGCCCUGGGUGGGGACAUGAGCUAGACCGCAAGCUGCUGAUCUGGCCACUCUGCACAUCUUCUAGGUCUUGUGGUCAUUUGGUAGGCUGACCUUCAAGUAAUUGAGGCCACUAUUGAGAGGAUAGCAGGAACAUUGAAACCAAAGCCUUAGCACAGGCCUGGAACUGGCUGUGUAUCAGCUCUUACAACUAAACAACUCAACCCAACAAACUAAGCAACUAAAGCAAAACAAAGGAGCAUUAGUUCUGUUACGGGAAUCAUUCUGCUCCUGUUAGUAAACGGCUGUAGGAAGGGCAGUUUCCUGAAUAAACAUCCAGCUGUGACCAGACCUGUUUGUGAUAGUAUAUGCCCUCUGAAGGGGUCAUUAAGACACAGGGAGCAUGAACCUGAGAUCAGAACCAUUUCUUUACUAAUUGAGAUUCUGCCAAAUAGACAGACCUCUUCACCCCCAAACCUAAAACAGGCCAGGACUUGUCUCUUUGUGCUGGAAGCAAACAGCUAGGCUAACUCAAGCCCCAGCCUCUUCCCACCCUCCCUGCUGCCUGAGGACCGACUUCUCAGCUAGACCAGGGUGGGCCUCAGCAUCGUCUCCCAUCUCUGCGGCCCUCCCUCUCUCACAUCAGGGAGAUGAAAUGUAUAGCGCUAGCGGCAGCCUCUAGCCAGAAGCCCAGUGGCCUCUCAGAUCCCUUUUGGCCAGCUCUCAGCACUGCUGGCCUCUGCAUCUUAUUCCUUUCCUUAUAUCCGCCUCUCACUGAGGAGCCAGUGCAUUUUGAAGAAUUUCUCCGUGUCUGUUAGAAAAGUGCCCCUGCUCAUUUGGAACACCACAUAUCCACCCAUCACAUGUCCAGGUGAAUGAGCAGGUCCUGUAGCUUUACAAAUAUGCCACUGAUGCCACUUCUCCCCAGGGUCUCUCAGUUUUCCAGGAUAAAAAGAUUUAGGGUGUAUACCAUAUUGGUCAAAACACCUAAAAUGUCAACAGUCAGUUGCACUUUUUUUGCCAUCCUAAGAGGGAGUAAGUAUCACUGCUGCGUGCCCGUUGUUUUUGACUAGAAAAUGCCAACCAGAGUUUGUUGGGGCAGGAGACGUUUUUCCUUAUAAGCAGACUGCCUGUGCCCUGUUUGCUACUUCACUGCCAUGGGACGAUCUGAGUACUGUAUUUCAGAGCUGCCCCUUCCCUAGCAGCGAACACUCGCUAAGUCCUUGUCUGGCUUCAGGUGGGAGGAAAUGUUUCAGACGAAACUGGCAAGUUCCACUCACUCAAUUCCUAUCACCCUGAAAUGAGGACAGAGGUGACAAACUUCUGCUUAAUAGGUUUCUCACCAAAUUGUAUGUUCCAUUUGCCCAGAAUUCUUGCACUAAUGGGUUUCUAUCACAUCAUGUCUAUAAAUGGGUGCACUUUACUGUUUGAAUUUGUAACUCUGAUAAAUACUGGAUAUUUAAGUGUGAGUAAUGUCUUCAUUAGAAAAUAGUAGAACCGCUCUUGUCUUUUAGUGUAUUUUUCAAGAAAAAAAAGGAAAAGAAAGACAUCAAGCAGUGGAUCACAACAUUUAUAGCACAAGAAAUAACUGUUGUAUAUAAGCAACAAAAAUAUUAAGAAUUUUUUAAUACAAAAAAUAUUUGCAGUGAUUUUAAAGUGCUUUUCCAGCAAUGUUCUUAGGGACUCCUGAGACACGGUUACUUUAUCUACUGGAUCAGUAAGGCACACAAUUAACAAUUAACAAUUAAUGUUUAUUUACAAAGUAAAGGGAAAACCUGUGUAACAUGAGCAUUUGGCAUGACAAAAUGGAGACCAUUUUGUAUCUGCUGUUGUAUCUUGUCCGGGUUGCAGACGUGCACUAUUAAAGUCCCAAGUUAAUAGAGCACAAACCCUUCUCGUUCCUCUCCCACGUGCCCCUCUUUUUAGAUGUGUAUAACUUAAACUCGAUGGCUCAGGAAAAUCCCAUUAAUUAGAAUCAUGUACAGUACCCCAGGUUGUUGUCCGGAUAUACAAGUUUGCUAAUGUAGUUAAGCCUGGAUUAUUAAACACUUUUCCUAAAUUAUUGUAAACAGAACAGCUUAGAGAAAGGUAUUCUCAGUCCUUAUAUUGUAUAGUUUAUGAACCCCUCUCUAAAUAUUGGUAUUUUUAUAUUCCAGAGAUGUACCCAAUAGAAAAAUUAAAAAAUAAUCGGUAUCUAAUUUAAUAUCCAUAAGUAUUUUCCCUAGAUUUUAGUCAUAUACAGUGGACUAUGUGGACGUCACUUGUGCUUCACCGUAGUUUACCACUAGGUGUCACUGUGGCUCUGCACGGCACUUGUUUUGUAGCAAAGAACCGCAGCAUCUCCUCAGGAGAGAGGAGCUGCUUCCAGGGCAACAGGCAGGCAGGUUCAGAAGUUCAGGAGAAGGGAACAGAGGCCUGGAAGGGGUCUUCGUGCAUCUAUGCCAGUUGUGCAAGGCGAACUCUUGGAACACUACAUGCUUUGGACUUCGGCCAGGCAGAGGCUGGGAGAAGGGUGACCAGAGCUCCCUCACUCUGGUGGAGGGAUGGGUACAUGGAGAAGCCCCUUCUUCCCCAUGAGCCUCCCUCCUCUCAGUUCCUCUCAGCCUCCAGCUUUUAUCACUACAGAAGCAUCACGGUUGGUUUGAUUCAAAGAUAGUUAUUUUUCUACUGCAGAAAUGCCUUGGACAAAACCAGUGCUCACUGAAUCUUUGCCACAAAAUCGAACAGGCUAUCCCAAGGGGCAAGAGGUGCCCACCCCUGUGCCCGGCCUCCUCUUGAUGCUCCCAGUGCCCAGCAGCCUCACCCACCCUGCCUAUCUGUUCCUGGGCUGUCCUUUUCUCAAGAAAGUGACCUGCAAAGGCAGCCAGCUGCUGCCUCCACACCGAGGGCUGCGUGGCCGUGCUGCUUGCUCACUGGGAGGUGCGGCUCUUUCUCCUUCCUCUAGGAAUUCCAGACCAACCAUCCACCAUGACUAACAACAAUGAACAAAGGGCUUAGGGGUAAGAGCUACCUACAAAGACGUGUCAUGGAACCCUUCACCAUGCAAUGCCUUGAACUCAGCUCUGGCUGCUCCCAAGAAAAGGUGGCUGGCUGGGGGCCUGGACACAAGCACAAUGGGGCUGGUGGAGCCACUGUGCAGAGCUACUUGAAUAAUCACUGGGUUUUCAUCAAUUCCUUUUGUCAUACAGACCACUCAAGGGCUGAAGUGUUGGUAACCUUCAUUUCGGUGUCCUCACAGCAGCUGAGCCACCCUCAGGUGGUGGCCACAGUCAGAGCUUUGAAAGUUAGUACCAAAUGAACGCAUAAUUGGACACCAAAAAAUCAAGUGUUACUUUCAUGUUUCCUCACCCCUAUCAUCUCAUUGCCUCCUGCUGACUCUGAUUCCAACGCUGAGCUGACCUGCCAGGCUGCCGCUGGAUGCUAGAGAUGCAGGCCAGCGCCACGCUCGUUUUUCCAGAUAGACCUACUCUGUGGAACGGAAGUGCCCUAGCUGCUUUGUUUUUGUAGCACUUGCUGGCUGAAUUUUUCUUUUGCUAACUGCUAACCAGAAAGUCUGGUUAGAUGGGGCUCAACUCACUCCCUUUAGUCCCCAGAGCCAGACAAGAGUUAAUUCUGGAAAAUUCAGUACUUGAAUGUACCUGCCUUAUUGCAUACCAAUUUACUGGGGGGGAAAAAAUAGAGAUGCCGGCUCCAGAUCUCCACUUCAUUCACAGGUUAUUUUGGAAAUCCUGUAAGUUACACUUCCUGUUGUGGUUUUGUUUUGGUUUUUGUUUCCUUUGGCUGAUUCCUGCUGAGUGAGGCCAGUUCCUCAUCAGGCUCAGGGCAGGUGCCGUUUUCUGGCAUGGCCUCCUUUCCAUCUAGCACAGCAUCUUUGUCUCUGUUUUGUCUCCUCCAAAUCCAAGAUGAUUUUCAUUAGUACAGACAUGUACAGUCUACAGUUAAAGAGUGAUUUGUACUAAUAUGAUUUUGAUUCUUCCUCCUCUUUGCUGUCCUUUCAAGACCCUUGCUGGAAAAAGCUUUAAUGCACUUAGUUUUCCUUUAGGUUUUCUAUGACUCAGAUGUAAAGGACUUUCUCUGUACAGUAUAUUACCCAAUGCAUGUUUGUUCUCUAUCCUAAUAUAUUGACCACCACACAGUUGUGAACUCGUGCAGUGGGGAUGUCCCACACCCAACAGAGGCAUCUAGCCCCCUGUGUAAAAGGAAAGACAUUUUCCUUUGCUGUACUUGCUUGAGCAGUUUUCUUGUCUGUACAUGUGAGCUGUGUGAGAUAGAUGUGAAAAGUUCAAAUGAAUGCAUUUUCCUGCCCCAUGUAUACAGAUUAUCAUCUGUACAAUGAACUGUAUGUAUGAAAGCAAAUGUACUUAUUUAUAAAUGGCUAACACUUGGAAAAA